Messenger RNA from Arabidopsis lyrata subsp. lyrata, 1086 nucleotides. Its product is annotated as haloacid dehalogenase-like hydrolase domain-containing protein Sgpp. The coding region runs from base 109 to 843 and encodes 244 amino acids. The transcript has 4 exons. The record is from RefSeq and is a predicted model, not a curated record. Lineage: Eukaryota; Viridiplantae; Streptophyta; Magnoliopsida; Brassicales; Brassicaceae.
UCUUCAAACUCUCUCUGUUGUUUGUUUCUUCUUCACAAAUCUCUCAAAACCAUUUGUUUUCUUCUUGUUUUGCAACCGCAGAUCCGUGUUUCUUCGGGUCUCAUCACAAUGAAUGGCUUUUCUGAUCUUAAUCCUUCUGAGAGCAAACCUUCUCUGUCACAUUUAGCUCCAUUAGAAGCCAUUCUGUUUGAUGUUGAUGGAACACUCUGUGAUUCAGAUCCCAUCCACCUUAUUGCCUUCCAAGAACUGCUUCAAGAGAUUGGUUUUAACAAUGGUGUCCCAAUUGAUGAGAAAUUCUUUGUUGAGAAUAUUGCUGGAAAACACAAUUCUGAAAUUGCUCAAAUUCUGUUCCCUGAUGAUGUUUCAAGAGGGUUAAAAUUCUGUGAUGAGAAGGAAGCUCUUUAUCGCAAAAUUGUUGCAGAAAAGAUAAAGCCACUUGAUGGGCUUAUAAAACUGACCAAAUGGAUCGAAGAUCGUGGAUUGAAACGAGCUGCGGUUACAAACGCUCCAAAAGAAAACGCAGAGCUCAUGAUAUCAAAACUUGGUCUGACUGAUUUCUUUCAAGCAGUGAUUCUUGGCUCUGAAUGUGAACAUCCCAAACCACACCCUGGACCUUACUUGAAGGCUCUCGAAGUGCUUAAAGUGUCAAAGGAGCACACUUUAGUGUUUGAAGACUCGAUCUCUGGGAUAAAAGCUGGAGUUGCAGCCGGAAUGCCUGUGAUUGGACUUACUACAGGUAAUCCAGCAAGCCUGCUUGUGCAAGCAAAACCCGCUUUUCUCAUCGAGAACUAUGCGGAUCCAAAACUGUGGGCUGUGUUGGAAGAACUUGAUAACAAUUCUUAAGUCUCACUUGUUUGGCUUAUGGAGCCCACACAGGCAUGAGCAGCCUCUGAAGUUUACCUUAUGCCUUAGUUGAUCAAUGAUCAUUGUUGAAUAAUUCUUUGGGAGUUGAUGACAAUUAUUAUUUUGUAUUGAUCAUACAUGCACAAUGAUAGAUUUGUAUCCGGAAAUAGUUGCAUAAACCAAUAAACUAUAUGCUCGGAUCUUUGGCUUACUUUCAUUGAUAUUUUGUUGUUUUGUGUGGUA